UCUAGAGCAACAACGGAAGAUGUUCUCACAGUGUCUGCAGCUGCUGAUACUGUUCGCGCACUUGUUACUGUCGCCCAGCGCGGCUUCCGGCGGCAAGGUGUCGGCGGUCAUCGUGUUCGGGGACUCGACGGUCGACCCGGGCAACAACGACCACAUCCUGACCGUAGUCAAGGGCGACUUCCCGCCGUACGGGCGCGACUUCGACGGCGGCGUCGCCACAGGCCGGUUUUCCAACGGCCGCCUCGUCACGGACUUCAUCUCGGAGGGGUUCGGGCUGCCGUCGUCUGUGCCGGCCUACCUCGACACCAGCUGCACCAUCGACCAGCUCGCCAUGGGCGUAAGCUUUGCUUCUGCAGGCACUGGACUGGAUGACUUGACCGCAGAUAUUUCCAACGUAAUCCCCGUGAGGCAGCAGCUGGAUUACUUCAGGGAGUACAAGGAGAGGCUGGCGAUCGCCAGGGGCGCGUCCGAGGCCGACGCGAUCAUCGCCGGCGCGCUCUACUACUUCAGCAUCGGCAACAACGACAUCGGCGUGAACUACUUCCUCCUGCCCCAGAGGCGCGCCCAGUUCAGCCCGCCGGAGUACGCCGCCUUCCUCGUCGGCAUCGCCGGCGCAGCCGUCCGCGAGGUCUACCGGCUCGGCGGGCGCAAGAUCCAGCUGGCGGGCAUACUGCCGUUGGGGUGCGUUCCUGCCAUGAGGACGGUGAACCUCCACCGGCCGGGCGAGUGCAUGGAGGACUUCAACCAGUUCGCCUUGCUGUUCAACGCCGAGCUGCGCAAGGCCGCGAGCAAGCUCAGCGGCGAGCUUUCUGAAGCGCGUGUGGUCUAUUCAGACAUGUACAGCCUGGUGUCCACCAUUAUUGCGAACCCAUGGAAAUAUGGAUUUGAGAAUGUCGCGCGAGGUUGCUGUGGCACCGGACUCAUCGAGGCGUCGUUCCUUUGCGUCUUGGACGAACCACUGACGUGUGAAGAUACUGAUAAGUAUGUGUUCUUCGACUCGGUUCAUCCAACGGAGAGGAUAUACAAGAUGGAAGCGAGCCAAAUGCUGAAUACCUCGCUAGCAGCAUUCCUGUGACAUGCAAUAUGCUCUGCAACUUUAAGAAAAAAAUGUAGAUGGCUUUUUUAUUGGAGACACGAA
Messenger RNA from Panicum hallii, 1138 nucleotides. Its product is annotated as GDSL esterase/lipase At4g26790-like. The transcript is spliced from 3 exons. The record is from RefSeq and is a predicted model, not a curated record. Gene Ontology annotation, molecular function: hydrolase activity, acting on ester bonds. Bases 20 to 1075 code for a protein of 351 amino acids. Lineage: Eukaryota; Viridiplantae; Streptophyta; Magnoliopsida; Poales; Poaceae.